AUGCAAUAUGAAAAUGUUUCACUUUCUUGUCCCAAUAAUAGACCUUUUGUUGUACGUCUUGGAAUGUACAUGUUCCUUACUGUCUCAAUUACUAUCACCAUUUUCGGUAAUCUGGGUAUCAUCAUUUCCAUCAGUCAUUUUAAGGAACUUCAUUCCCCAACCAAUUUUCUCAUUCUUUCAAUGGCUGCCACAGAUUUCUCACUUGGCCUUAUAAUAAUGCCUUACAGUAUGGUACGAUCUGUGGAAAGAUGCUGGCUUUUUGGAAAACUAUUUUGCAAAAUCCAUUACAGUUUUGAUUUAAUGCUAAGUGUAAUUUCUAUUUUCCAUCUCUGCUGCAUUGCCAUCGAUAGGUUUUAUGCGGUCUGUGAUCCUCUGCGUUACCCCAUUAAAAUAACAAUGGCUGUUAUAAGGAAAAUGGUCUUCCUUUGCUGGUCUUUACCAGCUAUAUUUGCAUUUGGUGUUGUCAUAACCAACUCACAUGUAUCUGGAAUUACUGGAUAUGAGAUGUUAGUUAAAUGUUUUGAUUUUUGUCCAAUCACAUUCAACAAAUUGUGGUCAUUGGUUAUGUUUUUCACAUGUUUUUUUAUUCCCGGUUCAGUUAUGGUUGGAAUUUAUGUGAAAAUAUUUAUAGUAUCUCAAAGGCAUGCAAAGAUUGUGAAACGCACAGCAAACAAGACAGAAACCACCACUCAAAUUUCCAAGCAAAAAGACAGAAAGGCUGCAAAGACAUUGGGCAUUGUGAUGGGGGUUUUCAUUGCGUGUUGGUUACCUGUCUUUAUAACUAUUUUGGUAGACCCAUUUCUCAACUUUUCUACUCCUGAAAUCCUAUUUGAUGCUCUCAACUGGCUUGGAUAUAUUAAUUCAACAUGUAAUCCAUUAAUAUAUGGAUUUUUCUAUCCAUGGUUUCGAAAAGCAUUACGAUAUAUUAUUUUUGGUAAAAUAUUUGAAACUGAUUCUUGUCUAGCAACAUUAUCGUAA
This is a messenger RNA of Hyla sarda, 978 nucleotides long. Its product is annotated as trace amine-associated receptor 3-like. Gene Ontology annotation, cellular component: membrane. The record is from RefSeq and is a predicted model, not a curated record. Gene Ontology annotation, molecular function: trace-amine receptor activity. The transcript has a single exon. Gene Ontology annotation, biological process: G protein-coupled receptor signaling pathway. NCBI's taxonomy places the organism in Eukaryota, Metazoa, Chordata, Amphibia, Anura, Hylidae. Bases 1 to 978 code for a protein of 325 amino acids.